This is a messenger RNA of Dermacentor andersoni, 9083 nucleotides long. RefSeq lists its product as uncharacterized. Gene Ontology annotation, biological process: regulation of transcription by RNA polymerase II; cell differentiation. Gene Ontology annotation, molecular function: DNA-binding transcription factor activity, RNA polymerase II-specific; RNA polymerase II cis-regulatory region sequence-specific DNA binding. Gene Ontology annotation, cellular component: nucleus. The record is from RefSeq and is a predicted model, not a curated record. Lineage: Eukaryota; Metazoa; Arthropoda; Arachnida; Ixodida; Ixodidae.
AUGGAGAGCGGCGCGGCGGCCUCCUCCUACCCGCUGCACAGCUGGCACCCGCACGUGUACGCCCAGCCGCCCAAGAGUCCCACGCCGCACUCGAUCGCGCACAUCCUGGGAAUACGCGACGACACCCGGAACAACGACCAGCCACUCAACUUGUCGUGUCCGGGACGCACGACUCAGCCGUCGUCGCCCGGCCUGGCCGCCUCGCCGAGGGCCUCGUCGACGCACGACGCCAAGACGGCCCCGUCGCCGCUGCCCGCGCUCGGGACCCCCAGUCUGCCGCACGCCGACGCCCAGCUGGCGCUGCCCAAAGGCGUGCAGCGGCCUGCGCCCGUGCCAAAGGGCGCCAAGAGGAAGAAGGAACCGGGAGGCCGGGAGUCCGAGCAGCCGUCGGCGGCGGCGUCACCGACGCCCGCCGUGACCAACCCGGGCGGCAGCCCCGGCAUCCCGUCCGGCGCCAGCCCCGGAGCCCAGCAGCCGAACCCGGCGAGCCGGGCCCGGCUCUCGGAGAGCCCCGUCAACGGCGGAGAAAGUGGCGACAAAGCUGCCCGCAAGAAGAAGGCGCGCACCACGUUCACGGGACGACAGAUCUUCGAACUCGAGAGGCAAUUCGAGAUAAAGAAGUACCUGUCGUCCAGCGAGCGCGCGGAGAUGGCUAAACUACUAAACGUCACCGAGACGCAGGUGAAGAUCUGGUUCCAAAACCGGCGCACGAAGUGGAAGAAGCAGGAUGGCAUUUCCAACGCCGAGGCGGCCGAGCUGAAGAUCGGCGAGAAGGCGGCCAAAGCUAAGGGCACCGCAGCCGCGGCCAAGGUCUCCUCCAGUGAGCAGCCACUGGGCCUGACCAAGGCAGCCGGCGGUGCCAGUAGCCCGCUGCUUCCAGCUGCCGGCAGCAACAGCUCGUCUGCGCUUAGCGUCAACCAUCACAGCUUCUCUGGAACCAACUCCGCCAAGCCGUCUCCGUGCGGCGUGAGUGAUCUCAGCAACCUUUCUUCUUCGGGCGACCGAACCGACGACAGCUCGCAGCACUACCCGCACUCGUCCGACUUGGACAAGAUGGAGAACGGCACCGCGGCCCUCAGCUCGGACGGCGCGGACGCCGCGUGCAGGGACUCCUCGCCCAGUCUGGGCUCCGAGCAGCGGCCGUUCCGGGAAGCCGAGCUGACGUCCCGAACCGGAGCGGCGGCCGCCGCCAAGCAGCAUGGCGACAGCUUCGGGAUCGUCCCCAGCCCCAGGUCGUCGGCAGUGUUGGUUUGUGACGAGACGGACAAGUUCCAGGACAGCGGGCAGGUGGAACAGUGACCCGCGAGCCGAGACUAGGGCUUGCGCGGGGUGCUCGCUCUGGCAGCAGCUACACGAUUGCCUUCUCCGCCCGUGGUGCACGCGCUCGCUUGGGUCUCCGCCUGGUUUGCGACCUCCGACAAACGGCGGGGCGGCGCUUCACGUGGCGCUGAGCUGCUGGCCACGUCUUCCCCGAAAAUGCCGCGUUGCCGACCCUUGGACCGUUUGAAAGGGUGCCGUGAGGUCGGGGAAAGCGCCUUCUGAGGCCCUGUAAGGAUGGAAGACCCCUGUACGGGCCGGAACCGUUGCAAUCUCAGACGGGAGUCGAGAUGAUGACGCUUUCAACAGUGAUCGCGAACUGCCCUGGCGCAUUUUUCUUUCCUCUUUGAAGGCUGUACAAGGACCAUGUGCAAGAGUGUGCCAUUAACCAUCAUGUUUCACCAGCUCAGCUAUUUAUUUUUCGACAGGUCACCGCGAGAGCAAAUUAUCCAGUUGAUAAUUUUGUUCGAAAGCACCGCUCAGACCACCGAUUAACGCAACGAGUAAAUUGACAAUGUCGCAAUAUAUAUAUGAUCGCAGUGAGUUGAGAAAUAGUUGUUGGCAACGAACUAUUGGCAAACAGUUGUCAAAUAGAAACUGCUUGCGAUUUAGCGCAGUUGGAAAAUGGAAAGUGCGUGAAGGUUAGCCUACCAUGCUAAACAGUGAAAGCUUCUAAGGCACUCACACUAAUCUAACCUGCCUUCCUUGACCGGCGUAUUAUGUGCUUUUUCGCAAUGCUCGAUAUUUCAACGUCAAACACUCCAUAGAAAAUUCAAUUGGGCAAGAAGCAUUCACCAUGGAGAAACAAAAUGCGACAUGGUUUCUCGCACCACCUUCCUAAUUCUUCAAUGUGAAUACGGUUUUUUGUGAAAAAACCCCAUUCAUCUUAUAACGCUCUCUUGACACAAGAUGUUGCCUUGUUUCGCUCAUACUUUAAUCAGUACUUCCUGAUGUCAAUGGAACGACGUGACAAUAUUCAAUCAAGCUGUGUAGCCAUGUAUGCGCCCACUCACCUGACACCCGAUAAUUUCAGCGCACUGGUUCUGACAGUAAUCAUUAAGGCAAAACCUCACAACAUGGGUUAAUCAACAUCUCACGUGAACGUGCCUAAGACACACACACACAGCUCUUUUAUGAGUAUAUUGUCUUCUCUCCGCAUUGCCACUAGCUUACUUCCCUGAGCGCAGCGCUAAUGCUAAUUGGAACAGUGCUUAAAAUUUGAUCAGGAGUAACGUGGCUCUUAGGGCUUCUUGCAUUCACUCCUCUUAUUGUUAAGGAUGUGCAACGCUGAUGGAAAAGCGAGGGAGGCAAGCUCAUGAAUCAUAUGCUGCAUUUUCAGCAUUGUGUACACUUUAGGGCAUGUAUGCAAUGAUUCUGACAAAAAACAACACAAAAAUAAAGAAUACACGAUAUUUAACUCCAUUACCGUCAGUUAAUACGCAAUAACCAGCUUGUGUGCACUGAGGGGAUUUAUGUACUUAUUAUUACUUCAAAAAAAACGACAGUCCUUGUCCAAGAUCUCUGUCUCCGUCGGGUGUUCAUUACUGCGACUAAAUGCUCGUGCAUUUGUACACCGUUGCCCGCAUGUGGCAUGUUAACGUUCAUGCCAUGCCCUCCAUUGAUAUAUAUUUUGUCACACAGCACAUUCUUUUGAAUAGUGCCACAAAGGACGAAGAAAUGAGGCACAGGACAGAGCGCUGACUUACAACCAAAUGAUUAAAUAAUUUGGUUGUAAGUCAGCACUCUGUCCUGUGAUUUUUUUCUUCGCACUGCUUCACAUUGUUCAAAAAUCAGCUCUGUGACCAGAUGUACUAACCAAACCAAAUGAACACGCUGCUGAUAUAUAUUUGUUUAUUCAAAAAUGCUAGUAUAACUUUCUUCAUCGUGUAUUAAAUGUGUAUUAAGCGUCAGGGUCCUAUAGUUCGUAGUGCCCAAUUAUUCUUAAGGUUCAAAAUUAGUGUAAGGCAGCGGACUCGAUUUCUUACAGCUUUUUUAGACCGUUCGUAAUGGUCUGAGAAAAUCGAGGUAGUACCUUUGGCUCACGCGUAUGUAUACUUACGGACUUUACUAAGAUAUGAGCGAAACAAUGCAAACUUCUUGUUUCCCUAACUCCCCAGUAAUGGCGGCAUCGUUAAAUUCCUGCAGCUUAAAAUAACGACCGGACAGUGACAGGCCCAGCUUGGUAGAAUAUGUUGAGAAUCAGAAUCAGAACUUCAACAAUACGUUAGGGGUUCUUCAGGCGAAACGCUGCUGCAAACAGCUCGGAGGUGCUUGAAGGCCCUGCAUGAGAGCACGACAGCCAGUGCAAUUGAAGGGAAACAGUUCUACGUCACGCAAGUGUACAUCGGUACAUCUUGUGAGCAAAUGGUUACGCUGAAAUCGAGCACGACGGGGAACAGGUCAUGCACGACAUGCUAAAGCAUCCAGUAUUGUGCGCAGGACUUCUACGGCUACUAGGCUUACUCAAGUCGUCUUGCACUUGUCACAUUGUUCACCGAGAGCUUUAUAAGACGGAUGAUGUCUAAUGAACACGAAGCUCUGAGGUGGUGGCAAGCGUAUGUUCCUCCAGACAGAAUUUUAUUGAUUUUCCCUUGGUGCCAGAAGUAGGGCAAGCGCCGAAAUCGUCAGCAGUUAAAAGCGUUGUUCUUUUAUGACAGGACUUCCGUUAGUCAUGCGCACACAGAAACGCUUUAUCAGCACAGCUGAAAGCACGCUUUCGUCAACCUUGUACAGCGUAUGCGUGGAGGUCACUUAUGUUUCACCGUAUUGAGCGGUGGUGUCAUCAAUCAUUGCAUGUUUGUGUAAAGUGUGUUGCUUUUCUGCAUUCAGAAGUGUAAACUAAGAGAGCUACAGACGGUGCGUUUCCUCCCUUGUUCUAAAUGGUUAUGGAUGUACUCGGAAAUCCAUUCUUCCUAUAUCAAGCCAACGGGAAUACGUAAAACAAAUUAACGCGCUCAGUUUCCAUCGCGUCGCUAUUCAUUAUGCGCGGUUAACAGUUCCUUUAGUGCUCCGUCUAAUUUGUCGAUACACAGAGCCUCUAGUGCUAAUCUUGCUUUACUGCUCACAAAUUGCAAAUAUCCGCGGUGCAGCAAAGUAGUUGCUUUGCGGUGCGGCCGUCUGAGGCCUUCUAUGCCAUGCCACUCGGUAAGAGAAACCUGAUAGGCGAAGUGCUUAAACCUUCGGUUAGUUUUUUGGCACGUAUGGUAUCUGCAAUCAAAAUAAUUUGCAAACCAAGCGAGUAAGAUGGGGAAAAAAGCGGUAGAAGUCACAAGAGAAUGUUUUCUUCGUUUCGAGACCUUUCGGCAGAGCUGCGCACUUUACAUACAAAGGAGGCAUUGUUGAAACUUGUAUGGUAAUUACACUUCCUCAUGUCUCCUUGCCUUUGAUUGCGAGGCAAGGCGCCUGGAGUUUCACAGGGUAUUUACACACGACUCAUACCAGCCGCAGUACAGGUGUUUACGAAUAAUGGAAUUUGUGCAUUAAAAACAACUACACGCUUCAAGCUCCUGGACAAAACAGGCUUGUGGCGAGUUGCACUGAACGAAGGCAGGAGAAAGGCUCUAGCCUCCCGACCGUCUUGAUAUCCACUGUCAGAUAACGUUACUUUUGUUCUAGUUUUCCGUUUCUUUAGGAACUGCUUCUCGCACUUCUUUAAAGCGCUUUUAUGCAGGAAAAUUUGCCAUUUCUAUUGACAACGAGCAAUUACUUUGAGGAGUGUAGCCGGUUCAUGUUCUUCCUUUGACAUCAAUUUUCUGUCAGCUCGUAGUGGUGAAACAUUUCGCACUACACUUGUUGAGUUAAUUGCACGACGUGCCAGAAUAUAGCUUUACACUGAAUGUAGAAGGGAAAAUACAAAUUUGAAGUUGUAUCUGGAAAUACUCAUAGUAUUGGCUGAAUCCUGAUAUAGCGGCCUUUGAGUUACGAAGUCUAUUGAAGCUGACUUUUAUGCGUCGUGUGUCGGUGUUUGAGUCAGCGUUGUCCGUAUAAUACCACUAGUUCUUAUGUCUCGUCAUAAUGUCGUUCAUAACGGGUGACUAUAGUGUUAGCCAUUUUGCAUGAUGCACUAUAUUUGUGCUGCCAGGCUGAUGCAGUUCGAAAUACUUUCAACUAAAGAGAGGAGUGGAUGUUGUUGAGGCGACAUUACUGGGUCAGGCCAUGACAUUAGCCAUUGAUCGCAUUUUUUUUCUUUCUAACGAAGGUCGUCCUUGCCAUAUACUGCAUUCUUGAAUGUGUGUCGAGAAUGUUCAUCGCCUAUUUAUUUGCAGAUAUAACAGAUAUAUAAAUAUGUAAAUAAGUAACAUACGAUGCGCGGGAAGAAGCAUCGCGAUGAGUGUUGUUAGUCGAGCUUAUUUUUUUACUACUGAUGUGUAGCGAGAGGAAUUAUGGUCCGCAGCGGGUAGCAACGCACUUGGCUCGUCGGGUGCGGUACGUAUAUGAUUCGGUUCGCGAACACACUAAAUAGCCCCACGAAUAUUUGAACCCUGCUGUACGACAAGGGGAGGGAAAGGGAGCAGAAAGGUGGUGACUCUUGGCUACUUCUCAAAAUGGAGGAUUCUGUAUUUAAAAAAAAAGGGGGGAAAAGAAAAAAAAGAAGGCUCACGACGAAUUGUUUACGUGCAUUCCCAACAAGGGCAAAUGGCGACAAGUUUCCGCGCAAUGAGCUUGGCCUACCUCAUCGCAAUCGUGGCCAUUGCACUCAUCGGCACGCCAUUGUUAAUGCGAUUGUUUCUAAAAAAAUUGAAGACGCCUUUUUUUUUUUUGCGAGCACACUAAAAAUUGCGGGAUGGAACGUACCACCGCCAGCCCGGAGCAAACCCAACCAAGCAGCCUGUAUUACUUGCCAGUAUCCUCAACGCUUUGAAAAUGCUGGUGUUAAAAUUGUAAGUCACUGCCAGUUAUUGAAACAGUCAUGGAGGCAGUGAUAGCGAUAGCGAAAAUGCCCAUCCACCUGAAGUAGCACGAAGCUACUAAUCAAUGCCAUACGGAUUCCUUAGAAAGAAAGCUUCGCAGAUGGUACUGCAAGAGUCAGUGAAUCUACAAAUUGAAAUGCGGCGACAUUUAUAAGGAACUAAUUUCUGCAGGAUUUCUGCAGUAUUCAGUGGUUAAUUAACGAGUCAAUAGUCAUUUGCACCCGUCAGUAACAUUUCUUGUAGACUGAUAUAUCUCACAUAAAAUUUAAAAAAAGACCAGAUAGAAGAAUACAGCAUAUGUAUUUAAUCCAGCUAUUAUGUGUUUUAAUUACAAGGGCAAACAAAAUUUACUCGUACGGUGCUACAACAAUAACAGUUUGUAGCAUUCGGAUUUCUUGCCUGAAGAUCGCAUAUCGAAGCAAAUACGGUUAUCGUGGCAAAUACUGAAUGAAGGUAGUCGCUUACUGAUCGGUGCUUACCAGCAUCGAACCUCCGUAGGACAGAGAACCUGUCCAGGUUUUUGCUUUGUUGCCGUUAUCUGUUCGGUGCAUGUCUGGUGCACCUGCAUAGUGGCGUGUUUGCAUCGUCAUGCAUGUAUCGCGAAAUAUUUCAACGCGCAUAGCAAGCGCUUCAGCGCCUUCCCGGUGAAAACCUUUUCUGCUGCGUCAUGCCGUCGGACAUCAAAUCACAUACCCGGAAAACACAAUAUGGACUAGACAGAAGGUACAUAUUGCACAUAGCCAAUCUUAGGAAAAUUGACUCCUAUGAGGUAGUCAAUAGAUGCUUUGUAGAAAUCAAUGGAUUCACAUUUCAUUAUUUGUGUGUUUGGUUAUUGGUUUUAUCCUGUCAUGUCAGGUCAUUCAUGUGUUACAACGUAUCACUUUUAAUUGCCAUCAAGAGAAAGUUAAGAAUUGUGUUAGGAGAAACUCGGUGAUUUGAUUUUCAUGCUUCUGGUAGAUACUCAAGCGUGCUUUUCUGUUUGAUCUCGGUGAUAGACUUUGUGAUUUGGUUGUGCCAAAUCCGGUUGUACACUUUUUGAAUUGUGCAAUAUAUAAUAUUGUUUUCUUUUAUUCCCAAUAGCGUUUUGCUCAUGCCUUAUACAACAUGCCCAUGCCUUCUGUGCUCGAAGAGAGAGCGCAUAAUUCGCAGGCAUGGACAUUCUAGGCGAAGCCUGUUUUAUUGUCCCCCCUUCAACUGCCUGUUGAAGUUAAUGUGGUCGUGAUGCGAAACAUUGCACAGAGCUCGUUGAACUACAUUUAUGUUUUGCAGUGAUGCUGCGCGGUCUUCCUACCUUGAAGCUGUAUGUCAGAAGUAUCAGAAAGCCUCUUGCCUACAGAAAGGACAGCCACACAAUGCGAGUAUGGUGUGCGAGCAGUUUGAGCCCCUCUGAACGCCCAGAGCACGUGUGCUGUCAAGGACGAGAAAGCAGCGUGCCCUGUCAAACCCUUCCCACUCUGUCGAAACGCGGAUUAAAGUGCGUGACAGCUCUCAUAUUACCAGCAAGCAACCAACACACGGAAGAAGGUAUUGCGGCCGUCCCGACUUACAAUCAAGACCGAAGGGCAGGCGAUUUAAAAAACGCCCGAAAAGGCAGCACAUGCAGUCCAGUUUGAUGAACUCAGCCAGCUCUGCCAUAAUUCAAUGUGACAGUUGAUACCCAAUUACGAGUUCUCGGUUUAUUCAUCUGCGUCUCAAAGGGCAAACGUUUCUUCUCAUCUUGUCACUACUACUAGUAAGUUUCGUUACUUUUCGCUUUACCUGUUCGCUAUAUCAUAAUGUUGAUGGUAGAGUUACAUUGCUGUCAGAACUGAAUGGAAUCAGCUCUUGCCACCCCUACUAUUUUUUUUGUUUAACUUUGACCUGCUGCGUAACGGCACUGACUGUAAAUGCAGCUGCACAUGGAAAACUGAUACGUUGGUGAAGACACUAAGGCAAUAUGGUAGCGAAGCCACAGAUGUGCACGGGAAAGACGGAUGAAUUCAAUACACUGUCAGCACACACAUAUAUACAGGAAGAAAAAGAAAACAAUACAUUUUAGGUAAAUGGUGACCAAGUCAAGAAACUAACCGAUAUGAAUUGCAGUGCUUGGCUUUGAAUGAAAGUGCACGCUUCUCUAUUUAAAAAGCUGUUCUUCUCUUCCUUUUUUUUUUCUCAUGUGAAAAAAUAUGCCCUUGCGUGUGCUUUCUCAGCAAGCACCAUAUUUGUUUGCUAUUACUCACGGGCAAGUGUUACCCGUAUUUGCUCCACUGAGUGGCGCUAACAUUCUCCUUUGUACUCUGAAUCUCGCGGGUAUUGUCCGUCGCGUCGGGUGCUAAACUGACUGCGUGCAAAUGAGCGCAAUUGCGCCCUUGUGGGAAUGGGCGAAACUGUUUUGAACCCGAAGAAUAUUCGCAGCAAAGCUACUACGGAGUUCUAGUCAUUGUGAGACACGCCUUCGGCGUUCUUUUACGCCAAAGAAGAAGCCAUUGUGUCCUGAGCGCUACCUCUGCUUAACGGAACGGCAUCGAGUUUAGCAAGUCCAGCAAAGCAUUCGCUGUAGUGUUCUACUUGUGCAAUGAUCCUGUGUCUUUGCAUGCAGUCCAUAUUUCAUAGUCUACGUCCUGCAGAUUGCUACUCUGGAGUAGUUUUGGCUACGCUGGAAGUCCAUUUAGACUUGUGAACACCGCGUCAACGUUGUUCCACACAGCACUUUAGUGUUGUUUCUUUUUUUUCUUGUAUAAUUGUGCCAUUUUCAUGGUGAGAAUUACGAAGCAGAGCGACGCGAGUGGCUUCUGCUGUCUCCGUGCGCAAAAUGUGCGGAGAUUUGUAAGUAGAGUGUGAAUGCCUAGAUAUAAAACUGCUGUUGAAAUGAACAAA